Molecule: messenger RNA, 1400 nt
Organism: Brassicogethes aeneus
Lineage: Eukaryota; Metazoa; Arthropoda; Insecta; Coleoptera; Nitidulidae
Source: the annotation of a GenBank genome assembly
GGGGCCGCCAGAUAGCACUUCAGUGGUUGUAAACAUCUUUAGCGAAUAAAAAUUAUAAAAAAGAUUACCUCGGUAGUUAUGCGUUAUGCGUUUUAUUCUUAAACAAAAGCCAAUAAAUAAAAAAAAUGAUCCCCCCUGUGGCCCCUGGACAAACUGUCGAAAAACAAAACAUGGUUGGAUGGAAAAAUACCUUUAAUAUGAGACAAGUUAGUCUUAUGAAUCUGGCGUCUACGCAAAUGGGUGUAAAAAACAGUUUUAAAUCGAUUAGACCUUCAAGCUCUGCCAAGUCUUUGGAUUUGCUUCGAAAGAAUCUUCAGAAUGCUAUUAACAAAGAUAUUGAUAAUAUUAUUAAGAAAUAUUUAGAGACAUUUUUUCAACCUGCAAUACAUAAUAUACGUAACAAUUUGGGUAAAGAUAGUGUGGGCGAAGAGCACAUUAAACAAGUAUGUAAAAAUAUGCUUGAAGAGGCUAAAAUUAUGUAUAAAAGUUCAUCAAGAGACAGCUCCCCUUAUGAUUAUUCCGACUCUGACUCGGGAAAACGCAAAGAAUCUGACACUGACUCAGAAACAAAUCAACCUAUAACAGGAAAGAUAAAAAAGACACAGAAAUCAAAAAACGCAAACAACUCACUUGGCUGUGACUUCACAAACUACAAGUUACCAGUAAAGCGAGAUGGGCCAAAAUGGAACCCAAAUCGAAUGAGUGAAAACACUUUGUUCAUCAUGGGAGCCCGGGCCAACAAAGUGUUAGGUUAUGGUCAAACGCGAGGCAGGCUGUACGUACGUCAUCCGAACUUGGUUCGUUAUUCGGGCGAUCAGGAGGACAAAGAAUGGCUCGCCUCCAAAAACCUGAUGCCUCCCAGCGGCGGAAAAGCCUACCUGAUGCUUUUGGAGGACAUCGAGGAGUUAACGAGGAGCGACGAGUACAAAAACAACCCCAACUUGCAGAUGCACGAGCUGAAAGGUUUCCAAGUGCCGCCGUUUUUGCUCACGAAAAUGAAAAACUUUAUCGACCACGUGCGGACUGAUAAGACCAAGAAAAUGGUGGACAUUUUCGAGUUUACAAGUCAUUCAGGGUUGUUGGACCCCAUUUUGCCGGAAAGCACCACUUCCAAAUUGGAGGGCAGUCCCUAUCAUCAGUCCGUAUCCAGCACUUUGACUCAGCACAGCCCCAUUCCCACUUCCACUACUUCCACUAUUCAUUCAUCCAACAUGAUGAUCCUAAAGGAGAAUAAUUUGGCUUUGGCCAGCAUUUUAGCUACUAACUCGCACGAUUUUUAGAUUACCUACCUGUUUCUUUUCUUCUAGGUACUGACUAUACGAUGUAUAGUAUACAGGCUUACUUCCAAUGACGUUUAUGCUCUAUAGGAUUUUGAUCAAAAAGCAAAAUUUAAGUUUUUU